Cyprinus carpio (common carp) is the source of this 1937-nucleotide messenger RNA. RefSeq names its product zinc finger protein ZIC 1. The record is from RefSeq and is a predicted model, not a curated record. Gene Ontology annotation, cellular component: nucleus. Gene Ontology annotation, molecular function: DNA-binding transcription factor activity, RNA polymerase II-specific; RNA polymerase II cis-regulatory region sequence-specific DNA binding. Gene Ontology annotation, biological process: central nervous system development; regulation of transcription by RNA polymerase II. Lineage: Eukaryota; Metazoa; Chordata; Actinopteri; Cypriniformes; Cyprinidae.
AAUUCAUUUAUCUGCAGGAAUGAUUGCGACUAUCAGUCUGAAGCUCACCGCCUGACUGAGGAGGUGAAAGUUGCGCCACAGGAAGAUAAACCGCAAAAGACAAUAUUGCACAUGAUUUGCGUGCGCAUCGGAUGAGCAGGAGAGGGAAAUUCCUCUCCACUAAAAGUAAAUAGGAAUAGGAGAUCGGAGUUUGCCUUGCACAGACUUAAGUCAGAGAAAUAGCAAGCAGAGACAGUUGUUAGAGAUUCUUCCUCUCUCAGUCUCCUCUGCUGCAGACUGAAGAUGCUCUUGGACGCGGGACCACAGUAUCCCACCAUUGGAGUGACUACUUUCGGCUCCACCAGACAUCACUCAACAGGCGAAGUUACAGACAGAGAAGUGGCUUUGGGUAUCAACCCGUUCGCCGACGGUAUGGGCGCUUUUAAAAUCAACCAUAGCUCCCACGACCUCGGCUCUGGGCAAACGGCGUUUUCCUCGCAAGCGCCCGGUUACGCCGCGGCCGCUGCCCUGGGACACCAUCAUCACCCCACUCAUGUCAGCUCGUACUCCACCGCCGCCUUCAACUCCACUCGGGACUUUCUCUUUCGCAAUCGGGGCUUCGGAGACGCCACGAGCGCGCAGCACAGUCUGUUCGCCUCCGCUGCUGGAAGUUUCGCCGGACCACAUGGGCACUCUGACGCCGCUGGGCACCUGCUCUUCCCGGGACUGCACGAGCAAGCGGCCACGCACGCGUCCUCCAACGUGGUGAACAGUCAGAUGCGCCUGGGCUUUUCCGGGGACAUGUACGGCAGGGCCGAGCAAUACGGUCACGUCGCUAGCCCCAGAUCCGAGCACUACGCCUCGACUCAGUUGCACGGCUAUGGCCCCAUGAACAUGAAUAUGGCUGCCCAUCACGGGGCUGGGGCCUUCUUUCGCUACAUGAGACAGCCCAUAAAGCAAGAGCUCAUCUGCAAAUGGGUCGAACCGGAGCAGCUAACGAAUCCGAAAAAGUCCUGCAACAAAACUUUCAGCACCAUGCACGAGCUCGUGACCCACCUGACGGUGGAGCACGUUGGGGGACCAGAGCAGUCGAAUCACAUUUGCUUUUGGGAAGAAUGUCCCCGGGAAGGGAAACCGUUUAAAGCAAAGUAUAAACUUGUGAAUCAUAUCAGAGUUCACACCGGAGAGAAACCGUUUCCGUGUCCGUUCCCAGGCUGUGGAAAAGUAUUCGCCCGAUCGGAAAAUCUGAAAAUCCAUAAAAGAACACACACCGGUGAAAAACCUUUCAAGUGUGAGUUUGAAGGCUGUGACAGACGCUUUGCGAACAGCAGUGAUCGUAAGAAACACAUGCACGUCCAUACCUCUGACAAACCUUAUCUCUGCAAAAUGUGUGAUAAAUCCUACACACACCCCAGCUCCCUCCGGAAACACAUGAAGGUUCACGAGUCAUCGUCUCAAGGACCCCAACCCUCCCCGGCAGCCAGCUCCGGCUACGAGUCCUCCACGCCGCCCACCAUCGUGUCCCCUUCCACAGAAAACCAGAGCAGCAGUUCCAUAUCACCAGCAUCAUCCACAGUUCACCACACGAGCAGCCACAGCACUCUUUCGUCAAAUUUUAAUGAAUGGUACGUGUAAAUAUUUUCAAAAGACUGCAGAAUUAAGACUGCUUUGGAACCAAGACUCAAAAGUCAGCCUAUUCUCGCGUGGACCUACAUACACACAAUGUGAAGAAUCUGAGAGGUUUUCUGAAACCGCUGUCUAUAGAGAGCAGUGCAUGGACGGGGUGUGCAACGCUCUUGACAGCCUUUUUCCGAUUUUUUUGUACUCCAUUUCUUUUGCUCUUUUUAUUUCUUUUUCUUUUCCCUUCUUCAUAUUUUCGGAAGACUGCACAGAGAACUUCAAUUGCAUGCUACCAGCAGGUCACAACCUUUUUUUUUUUUUUUUUUUUUUUUUUUUUU